Molecule: messenger RNA, 1642 nt
Organism: Daldinia caldariorum
Lineage: Eukaryota; Fungi; Ascomycota; Sordariomycetes; Xylariales; Hypoxylaceae
Product: cytochrome c1
Exons: 4
Coding region: 189-1154 (321 amino acids)
Biological process (GO): mitochondrial electron transport, ubiquinol to cytochrome c
Molecular function (GO): electron transfer activity; heme binding
Source: RefSeq, a predicted model, not a curated record
GCUAACCUCGGCCAAUAGGAUUCAGGUAUUUCCAAUUGCUUCAAGGCCUGAGCACUUUUUCAUUCAACCUUGUCGUUUAAACCGGUUCGAUCUCUUCCAAACCCCAACGACGAAUCUUACCAACUCUCCAUUGACCCGAUCACCUACCCGUCGCCCACCUCCUACGAACGGGUAGAAUCUCGCCCUUCAUGUUGGCAAGGUCUUGCCUGCGCUCUACGCGCAUCUUCAACGGCGCCAGAAAUGGCGCGACCGCCUUCACCAAGCGAUCUAUCUCGACAUCUAGUACUGGAGCCGAAUCCCCUUUCAAAUUAAAUGUGGCCGCUGCCGCUUCCACAGCUCUCGCUAUCGGAUCUGUGGCAUGGUACUACCACCUCUACGGAUCUACCGCGCACGCAAUGACGCCCGCCGAGGAAGGUCUACACCCGACAGCAUACCCCUGGGUUCACCAACAGUGGCUCAAGACCUUUGACCACCAAGCACUUCGCCGAGGAUUCCAAGUCUAUCAAGAAGUUUGCGCGUCAUGCCAUUCGCUUAGCCGAGUUCCUUACCGAGCACUUGUUGGAACUAUCCUGACGGUAGACGAGGCGAAGGAAUUGGCGGAACAGAACGAGUACGACACGGAACCCAACGAUGAGGGUGAGAUCGAGAAGCGACCUGGAAAACUUUCGGAUUAUAUCCCGGCCCCCUACAAGAACGAAGAGGCUGCUCGAGCGGCCAACAAUGGUGCCCUUCCUCCCGAUCUAAGCUUGAUCGUCAAGGCCCGACAUGGUGGCUGCGACUACAUUUUCAGCUUAUUGACCGGGUACCCCGACGAGCCGCCGGCGGGUGCUCAGGUCGGCGCCGGUCUCUACUUCAACCCUUAUUUCCCGGGCACCGGUAUUGCUAUGGCCCGUGUCCUGUAUGACGGUCUUGUGGAGUAUGAGGAUGAAACCCCUGCAACUACCUCGCAGAUGGCCAAGGAUGUGGUGGAGUUUUUGAACUGGGCAGCUGAACCUGAGAUGGACGACCGAAAACGAAUGGGCAUGAAGGUUUUGACUGUCACCGCGGUCCUAAUCGCUCUAAGUGUCUGGGUUAAGCGAUACAAGUGGGCAACGCUCAAGUCAAGGAAGAUCGUCUACGACCCGCCCAAGGUAACCGACAAAAUCCGUUUGUAAAGGAUAUCCGCUGCUGUAUGUACUAGUAAGCUAUCAUACCGCUCCUCCGUCAUGGUAAGGGGAGAAGAAAAAAAGACUCAAGGUUGCAAAGGGUUGGAGUAAUCCUGAGUCGCGACUCUAGAGUGUAUAUCAAGUUCCUAAAUUUUAGACGUUCAGAGAAAGUUUACUUGAAGCACAUUGGGCGACUUUGAUAAUGGAUUUUAAUGAUGAGAACAGCUUUGCUCAGCUCAGUCAAUCCCAAAUCCCACAUUCACCUACCUAUGUACAUACUUACAGUAUUUUAGGUUAGGUAGGUAGGAGGUAGGUAGGAGAUUGGUUACUUGGUACCCCUUAUUCACGAGAUAAUUCGGUAUAGAUGUACAAGGUACAUUGAUGAAGCAAUACCUAGGUACCUAAGUCUUCCGCAUUUGCGUCCAGUGCACCUACCAGACAAGAACCCAUACAAACACGCCGUAGUUGCCGUGCCAUAAUGGAACCUACAAGUUUAC